Messenger RNA from Paralichthys olivaceus (Japanese flounder), 5743 nucleotides. RefSeq names its product pregnancy-associated plasma protein A, pappalysin 1a (gene pappaa). The record is from RefSeq and is a predicted model, not a curated record. Gene Ontology annotation, biological process: proteolysis; cell surface receptor signaling pathway. NCBI's taxonomy places the organism in Eukaryota, Metazoa, Chordata, Actinopteri, Pleuronectiformes, Paralichthyidae. Gene Ontology annotation, molecular function: metalloendopeptidase activity; protein binding.
AUGAAACUUUGGACAUCUCCCUGGGUGUCUUGCCUGGUGAUUCUCCUCUUGUGUUUUGGAUCAGAGUGCGGGACAGCCCGGAGAAAGGGGAGAUCCAAGAGGGAGUUGGUGCGCAUUAGGGAGGCGAGAGCCACCGCGCCGGGGGCUUGUGCCACGCGUCUUCCCCGGGGCAAACGCUCCUUGCCCGGCUUGGAGCGACGGGUGCUCCGCCAGCGCCGGCGCUCCUCGCAGCAGGCGGAGGAGAACUCUCCGGACCGGGGGAAAGCUGUGUAUUUCACCGGCAGGGGCGACCAGCUGCGACUGAAGCCCGGCGUGGAGAUACCCAGAGGAAAUUUCACCCUGGAGAUGUGGAUCAAACCGGAGGGAGGUCAACGAUCACCCACAGUGAUUGCAGGCCUAUACGACAAAUGUUUCUAUGCCUCCAGUGACCGUGGAUGGCUGCUUGGUAUCCAGGCAGUCAGUGAACAUGGGAACCGUGAUCCUCGCUUCUUCUUCUCCCUUAAGACUGACCGUGCCCACAAAGUGACCUCCAUCCAUUCUAAUGCUCGCUACAUACCGAACCAAUGGGCCCAUGUGGCAGUCACAUAUGACUGCGUGUACAUGAAGCUCUUCGUCAAUGGCGCCCAAGUGGCUGUCAGUCGGGAGCAAUCGGGCGAUGUCUUUAGUCAUUUGACCAAAAAGUGCAAAGUCCUGAUGAUUGGGGGAAAUGCACUCAAUCAUAAUUACAGGGGAGCAGUGGAAAGGGUGGGUCUAUGGAGGCAGGCCCGGGGGCAGAGGCAGAUUAUCAGAGAUAUGCAGGGCCACGACGACCUACAAGAUCUACCUCAGCUGGUCAUCCGAGAAACAUUUGAGCACCCGGGCCGAAAAUGGCUGACUGUAAAAGACGGUAGCUUUCCUCAGCCGGAGCAAGGAGGUACUGCUCGAUUAGGGCUUCUGGGUGGCAGUGGAGUUGGAAAUGCAGAAGGACUAUUGGACACAACGCUAGAUCCUCCAACUUGUGGUCAAACUGUCUGCGACAAUGUUGAGGUCAUCAAAAACUACAACCACCUUUGGACAUUCCGUCGGCCCAAGAAAGUGCGAUAUCGUGUCAUAAAUAUAUGGGACGAUGCACAGAUGAGGCCGACUGUAUCUGACCACCAGAUCAACCUGCAGCACCAGCAGCUAAAUGAUGCCUUCAGCCCCUACAACAUCACCUGGGAGCUCAGCAUUCACAAUGUGACCAACUCCUCCCUUCGCAACCGGCUGAUUCUAGCUAACUGUGAUAUCAGCAAAGUUGGCGAUGAUGCGUGUGACCCAGAAUGCAACCAUCCGCUGACAGGGUAUGACGCGGGUGACUGCAUGUCUGGACACUGGAGCCGUUGCCCUGAGCACAAACAGGGGAAUGGUGUAUGUGACCCUGAAUGUAACUGGGAAAACUUCUUGUAUGACCUUGGCGACUGCUGUAAUCCAAAUGUGACAGAUGUGACCAAGACAUGCUUUAACCGCUCCUCUCCACACAAAGCCUAUUUGGAUGUGAAAGAGCUGAAAGAGAUUCUGCAUUUGGACGGCUCGACUCACCUGAACGUCUUCUUUGCCAAUUCCUCUGAUGAAGAUCUGGCGGGGGCUGCCACUUGGCCGUGGGACAAAGAAGCCCUCACACAUUUAGGUGGGAUGGUGCUGAAUCCGUCCUUCUACGGCACCUUUGGUCACACCGACACGAUGGUCCACGAGAUCGGUCACAGCCUCGGCCUUUACCACGUGUUUCGAGGCAUAUCGGAGACCGAGUCGUGCAACGAUGCGUGCCUGGAGACGGAACCCUCGAUGGAGACCGGAGAUCUGUGCGCCGACACCAACCCCACUCCUAAAUACAAAGGCUGCCACGAUCCCGAGCCGGGCAACGAAACCUGCGGCUGUCGUCAUUUCACGCACACGCCGUUUAACAACUACAUGAGUUAUGCAGAUGAUGCCUGCACGGACUCCUUUACACUGAACCAGGUGGCCAGAAUGCACUGCUACCUGGACCUCAUUUACCAGACCUGGCAACCCUCCUCGAAGCCUCCUCCGGUGCCAAUGGCACCACAAGUGGUCGGGCAACAUCAUAACUCCAUCAACCUGGAAUGGUUUCCACCGAUUUCUGGACACUUUUACGACAGAGAAGUGGGAUCAGUUUGUGAUAAAUGCACUGAGGGGAGAGUUCUGCUGCAGUACGCCUCCAACUCCUCAUCGCCACGGCCGUGCGCACCAUCUGGACACUGGUCCCCACGAGAGGCUGAAGGCCCUCCAGAUGUGGAGCAGGCUUGUGAGCCAAGUGUGCGCACCUGGAGCCCCAAUGCAGGGAUCGAGCAAGGCGUCGUCGGCCUGUCAGAAUGCCCUCUCCAGGGCUGCAUGCUUCAGCUGGAGUUCCCUUACCCACUGGUGCCAGACUCUCUCACUGUGUGGGUCACCUUCUUCAGCCCCGAGGAAACGGCACUGCCAGCCAUCCACAACAUCUUGCUGUUGACUGUCAGCGGGAACAACAUUUCAUUGGGCCCCAGCAAUGUCUUCUGCGACUCCCCACUGACGUUGAAGCUGGACAUCGAGGAAGAGGUGUAUGGGGUACAGUUUUUCACCAUGGAGCAACAUCUAGAGAUUGAUGCCACCCUCUUGGCAUCCAAGCCAAACUGCAUACUUUGUAGACAUUGCAAACCACUGCGCUACCGCCUGCUGCGCCAGCCGCCCUUCACCCAUGCACCACAUGGUCUGUUGCUGAAUGAACCUACCCGCCGAAUUACAGACAGGGACGUGCUGCCACAUGUUGUGUACACCUACCAAGUCCAAACCAUCUCCAGCCGGAGUGAGAGUGAGCCCUCCCCACCUUUGGUGCACGAACUAGGAUCACCAUACUGCGGAGACGGACGAAUCCAGAGUUCCGAAGGGGAGGAAUGUGAUGACAUGAACUCGAUGAAUGGGGAUGGCUGCUCCACUCUAUGCAAGAAAGAGCCCUUCUUCAACUGUGUUGAGGAGCCGAGCAUGUGCUACUACUAUGAUGGUGAUGGGGUGUGUGAGGACUUUGAGCGAGAGACUGGCGUGAGAGACUGCGGCCUCUACACCCCCAUUGGCUUCCUGGACCAGUGGGCCUCCAAUGUCGAAGUUUCCCAUGAAGAGAAGCCUUACUGCUCCGGCGAGGUGGCUGCUGGAUACCCUACUGUCACUAAAACGUGUCAGUCCAAGGUGUUUGAUCUGUCUGAUGGCAUUUCCCAGUAUGCGUGGUUCCCCUGUCGUGAUGCCCAUGACUCCGCCUGGGGAUAUCCCAGCUAUUGGCUCAAAGCACACUUUUCUCAUCCUAUGGUGGCAGCAGCAGUGAUUAUUCACCUGGCUGCUGAUGGGACUAGCUACCUUGACCAGACUCAAUGUAACAUCACAGUUCAGCUCGUGGACACCAAGGAAGGCAUCCACAGUCUGGGGGAGUGGCGCCUCAGCUGCCGCACCAACCCUCUGGUGAUCCCUGUGAACCAUGACCUGUCAGUGGCCUUCUACCACACCAAGGCGAUCCUGGUCAUGUUCGCUUCUCACCUCGUUGCCAUCUCAGGUGUAGGUCUGCGCUCCUUCCAGUCCUUUGACCCCAUCACGAUAAGUGGUUGCCAGAGCAAUGAGAUCUACAACCCCACAGGACAGAGUUGUGUACAUUAUUCCUGCGAAGCCAUUGACUGCCAGGAACCUUUAAUCCGCAAUGCAGAGCUCAAGUGCAGUAGCACUGGUCGCCACUUCUACAACGGGGACCGCUGCACCAUAUUCUGCAACUCUGGAUAUGUCCUGCAAAUCCACCAGGACGAUGACAUCAUCAAGAGCCAGUCGGACUCUUCAGUGACUAUAACCUGUGCAAAUGGGAAGUGGAACAAACAGGUCUCAUGUGAGCCAGUGGACUGUGGCGUGCCUGACAAAUAUCACGUUCAUCCAGCCCAUUUCGACUUCCCCGAGGGCACAACCUAUGGCAAGAGGAUCACCUUUAAGUGUAGAGAACCUGCCCAGCUUGUAGGAACAAACAACACUCUUACCUGCCUAGAGGACGGUCUGUGGUCCUUCCCGGAGGCCCUCUGUGAGCUCCGCUGCCCAGCCCCCCCUCCUGUACCGAACGCUGUGCUGCAAACCAAGCGCUGCAAUGAGACAGGCCUCAAAGUGGGCACCCUCUGCAAGUACAAGUGCAAGCCAGGCUACCACGUCACCAACAAACCUAAGAGGCGUGCAUUUAAGCGUCAGUGCACCGAGGACGGCAGCUGGCUAGAGGGGGCGUGCGAGCCCGUUACUUGUGACCCCCCGCCUCCGAUCUUCCACGGAUCUUAUCACUGCACCGAUGGCUUCCACUUCGACAGUGUCUGCAGACUCAACUGCACUGACCCUGCCGGUAAUAGCGCUAUCGCCGCCACAGGAGGCUCUGCCCAUACGGUGAGGCUGCUACACGGUCCAUGCAAGCAGGGAGCAGCAUCCAAUGUAAUCCGCUGUAGGAAGGAUGGAAACUGGACAGGGUCGUUCCGCCUGUGCCCACACAGCAAAGGCCAAUGUUCUUUACCUCAAAACCUCCAUUAUAGCCUUCAGUACUCAUGCAAGCGAGGACACGGCAUAGGUGAGGAGUGUGAGCUGAGCUGCCGAGAGAGUAACAACGACGUGGUGAUCCUCCCUAGCAACAUGACGGUCGACAGCGUGCUCAAAGAGCACUGGAGGAACCCACACAAAGUCAAGAGCAUAGUCUGUACAAUGGGAAUGAAGUGGUAUCCACACCCAGAGUUGCUUCACUGUAUCAAAGGAUGUGAGCCAUUCAUGGGAGACAACUACUGUGAUUCGGUCAACAACAGAGCCUUCUGCAACUACGACGGAGGAGACUGCUGCCAAUCCACUGUCAAGACUAAGAAGGUGAUUCCUUUCCCCAUGUCCUGCGACAUACGGGAUGAGUGCUCCUGUCGGGAUCCCAACGCUAUAGAGAACAGAAAGGAUGAACACGUCCAUUCCCUGGGGUGACCAACCAGAGCAGGGACCUCUGUUCAACGUCCCAGGAACCUUGCCUCAACACAACACAGCCAGAGCGGCCGAGGCAGACCCCUCCUUCAUUCUCCUCUCGGCCUCCAAUUUCCUGCACAUGCUGCUUAACAGGCAUACCUCUCCAUCCAUACUGCAACCCCAACCAGCUGAAAUAAAACCGACGCCUCCACAUCACAAGAAAGAUCUUGAAAAAGAGGAUGGGACUCACAAGACUUCACAGAAAACUUCAUUUCUCCGCUAAAAAGGAAAGUAACCCUGCAAUAUCAUCAUCAUAAAAAAAAAAUACAUAUAUAGCAAAGAGAAAAAAAAAGAAAUUACAUGAAGCAGACAUUUUUUUUAAAGAAUAAGAAAACAAAGAAAAAAAACUAAACAGAAACAUAACCAAGCCUAGGUAGCAUGCCUUUCGUUCAGUUUUGUGCCGGCUUCAGUGUCUGUUUUAGUGACCUCGCUCUACAAUCACAUGAUUGAACCUAAGGUAUAACUCAAAAUGUGCAAGUUGGGGAUAGUGUCGAUGUUGACUUUGUGUUUUGCAAAUAUGAAGGAAUGUUAAAAGAGAAUCCUCGGACACUUUGAGGGCAUGUUCAACACCUUUUCUUGGAGGGGCUAGAAGUUUGUGCUUAUGUCAACCCUGGUUUCAAACUGCUCAGACACUCCAUAUCUCUUUGUCCAUUUUCAGUAGUGUGAUUGUUCAUCGGCACGUUAUUUCAAGCUUUGUGGGGAAUGAGACAGCCAUACAUUGUUGGGCGAGACA